Messenger RNA from Xenopus tropicalis (tropical clawed frog), 6588 nucleotides. It is a transcript of the gene ccdc88b, whose product is annotated as coiled-coil domain containing 88B. The transcript has 21 exons. The record is from RefSeq and is a predicted model, not a curated record. Bases 222 to 6473 code for a protein of 2083 amino acids. Lineage: Eukaryota; Metazoa; Chordata; Amphibia; Anura; Pipidae.
UAUACAGAGAGGAACUGAUGUAUAUGAAGAAACCACAGGAAAGAGACAGAAAUUUGGAGUUCAGAGUGGAAGGGAGAGAAAGUUGUAAAGGAGAUGCAAAGUGGAGGUUGGAGGAGGGCUAAGGCAGCACAACGGAGAACUAUUUGGAAGGUGGAUUCAGAAAGAAGAAGGAGAGGGGUACACUAAUAUAAUAAAAGGGACAUCCCCAUCAUUGGCUUAUCAUGGAUAGCUCUGAGGGUCGGAGCCUUGAACAGCUGAUGGACGGAGCAUUAAUAACAUGGAUUCGUUCCUUUGAACAGACAUAUAAUUUAGAAUAUGGGACACUUUAUACUACCAGGGACCUGCGCAAAGAGUACAUGCAACUUUCAGAAGGGGACAUGCUGCACUUCAUUAUGAGUAUGAUUGACCCACGUCCAUAUCACGGAGAGCGAGACCUGCACAGCCUGAGAAAAAGACUCCGAGCCUAUUACCAGGAUGGACUUCAACAACUGAUCUUAAUGCCACUGCCUGACUCAACCUUAAUAUCCCAGGAUCAAAUCACAGUGUGCUCUGUGCAAGAGAUGGAAAAACUUUUAUCACUGAUGUUGGGAGCAGCGGUUCAGUGUGAAAGACGUGAACAAAUUAUCACAGGGAUCCGGAACCUGACCCUUGACUCCCAGAUCAAUUUGGCAGAGAAAAUACAAGAGAUGACUCAGGACACACAGAAGAUAAUAGCUAUUCCUGGUCCUGAGCUUUGUCAUCUUCCCCACUCUGACCUUCAGGAGGCUGUUCACAUGCUAAGUACCCACCUGAGAGACACUCUAAGGCAAAGGGAUGAUGCCCAGGAGCGACUGUCUCUCUUACGCUGUGAACAGCAGAGCAACACCACUGCACCUGGAGACCCGGUGAUCAGAGGGAUGCACCCCAGUAAGACAUCUGAUCCCCAUAACUGGAAGAAUCGCUCAUUGCACGUUGCUGAUUUACAGAGUAAAUUACGCCGCGCACGCCAAGAACUAGAAGAAAAGGGGGAGGAGUUACUUGAUAACCAGCAGCAUGUGGAGAUGCUGGAGGCGGAGCUAAGAAAACUUCAUCAACAGGUUAGAGAGCUGUCUGCAAUGGCAGCACUUUCUCGAGGAUACCGGGAUGAACUGGAUGCUCUACGAGAGCGGUCCCGGCGUGCAGAGGCCCAAGUGAAUGCUCUCAAUGAAAAAUUACGCACCAUGGAGAUCUUCCAGCGUUCUCUGCAGGAAGAGAAAGAGUUCUCAAGGGCAUUGCUGGAGGAUAAAGAGGUGUUAGAGCAUCAACUUGCAGCAGAGAGAGAGAGGUCCGAGAAACUGCGUUUGUGUGAAAAAGAAAAACAUUCUUUGGAGGAAAGAAUACAGAGACUAGAAAUGGAGAGGGAUUCUGAGUGCCAAAGAGUCCAAUUUCUUCUCCAUGAUAAUCUCACUUUGGCCGAGGAGGUAAGGGUACUGAGGGAAGAGACACAACGGGGAUGGGAGAGAGUGUAUGAGAGCCAUGGAGAUACCGUGCCAGUCUGGGAAAGAGAACAGGACGGUGAGGCAGACCAAAGCUGGGAGAGAAUGCAAGAAGCAGAUCCUGACUUUUUGGACCUCAAUUCAGAGCUGUCACAGGCACUACUGCGUUUGGAGAAAGAAAAUCAGAACUUGCGAGAAAGACUUCAGGGUCUGUCAGGAGAGACUCCGGAUCCCAAGAACAAAGGGCAACAUGUCCAGACAGAAGGAGAGCAAGGUGGGGAGACACAGCUGCAGAUAAGGUCACCAGACUUCUGUGUCAGGGAGGAGCCAGAUGGAGGCAGCUUGGGAGAAAGAGAUCGUCAAGUAGAAGGGAAUAGAAAGAUACAUGAGAAAGUUGAAAAAGAACAGUCACAAAGUACAGAAUGUGAAGGAACUGAUGAGAAGAAUGGUUCACUUAGGAAACUAGAAGGAAGUGUUGAGGGCAUGCAGCCCAGGCAGCUAGAAGAGAUCCCUUCUGAGAAGCAGUCAGAGGAGGCUAAGCUCAAAGGCACUGAUAAACAAUCACUCAACAAAGUGUGCCAAGCUAGUGUUGACAAGGGGAAACCAGCCAGCGGAAAUGUGGAUAGAAAUUCAAAAGUGCAAAUCAUGACAGUGCAUUUGGAAGAAAGUCCUCUAGAACAGAAGUCAUGUGACAGUUAUUGGCAAGAAAAAGUCUCUUGUGAGACAGAAGCAUUAAAGAGACAGCUGGAAGAGAGUGCUCUAGAGAUUGACUCAUUGAAAAGACAGCUGAAAGAGAAGCAAGACGAGGCUCAAAACCAGCAGAACCAACUUUCUGAAAGCACAACGGAGAAAAAUGCCCUACAGAGAAAGCUGCAAGGUAAUGCAGAAGAAAUCCUGUCUCUCCAAAAACAGCUGGACAAGAGCAUCAAAGAAUGUCACCUCUUGAAAGAAGAACUUCAAGGUAUGGUGAAGGAAUCACUUAAAAUGCAGCAUCAUGAUGGUAAUGAGGAAAUGCAAACACAGAAGAGAAAGGUAGAGGAAAGUUCUGAAGAAAUUCUGUCCCUUCAAAGACAACUGCAAGAUAUUGUUAAAAAAGAGGAGUUGUUGCAAAAACAACUUGAGAUCAGUGAUAAAAUGGUAGAGACACAACAUAGAAAUUUGGCUGAGAGAUCUGAAGAAAUAAGGUUAUUAAAGACAAAACUAGAUGAUACAGAGCAGUCAUAUCACCACCAGAUGGCAGACAGUGCUAAAGAGUUAAAAUCACUGAAGGAUGAACUAAAGUCCUACCAAGAACAGGAACACAUGCUCAACAGACAACUUCAAGAAAUCACUGGAGAGGUACAGUCCCUGAAAAGACAACUUGAGGAGACUGAAAAAGAAAAACAGUGUCAACAAAGACACCUUCAAGAAAGUGUUCUGGAAGCAGAAGAACUACAGAAACAGUUGCUGAAGGCAUUAGAGUCAAAAGAACUGGAGACUCAGCUGAAAGAAAGUGCUAAAGAAAUACAGUCAUUAGGAAAGCAGUUAAAAGAGAGCAGAGAUGCCGAGGCACUGAGGAGACAGCUACAGGAGAGAGAGGAGCAGUCAUUUAAGAAACAGCUUCAAGACAAUGCAGAGAAGAUACAGUCAUUAAAAAAUCAACUAAAUGAAAGUACAGCAGAGAAUAUUUCACAUGAGAUGCAGUUGACAGAACGAGAAUGCUUGGAGAAGUCACUUAAGGGACAGUUAGAAGAGAGAAAUGUAGACAUUAACUCACUUCAAAAGCAACUAGAGAAGAAAACUGAAGAAGAGAAGUCACUAAAGAGAAGGCUUGAAGAGAAUGAAAGAGAGAAACAAGUACAGCAAAUUCAUCUAGAGUCAAACCUUAAGGAAGUUCAGUCAUUGAAGAAACAGCUAAAGAAGUCUGAUAAUGACCAGAUGAAAUAUUCUGCUGAACAACUAGACUCUCUUAAGAAUCAGAUAGAAGAAAGGGAAAAAAUGGAGCAGUUGUUAAAGAGAGAGUGGCAAGUGAGUGCUGAAGAAGUGCAGGUGUUAAAGCAACAGUUGAAUGACAAACAGGAGAAUCUUGAGGAAAAAGAGUCAUUACUGAGACAGCUGCUGCAAACAAAUGAUUCAAUGAAGAGACAACUGGAUGAAAAAUCUAAACACGUAGAAGAUCUCACUAUACAAUUUCAAGUGAAUAGUGAAAAGGAAGGCACUUUACAAAAAAACCUUAAAGAUUGCGAGGAAGAAAUUCAGACACUAAAAUGGAAGCUAACGGAUUCCAAUAAUGAGCUACAAUCACAGAAAAUCAUGCUGGAAAGAAACAAGGAAACAGAGGAUUCAUUAAAGAGAAAAUUAGUGGAGCGUUCAGAUGAAAUACAAUCAUUGAAGAGGCACUUGGAGGAGGCAAAGGGACAGUACCAGAAGAAACAAGAGUACACAGAUAUGAAGGAUUCGCCUCAGGGACAGGCUAAUGACCUAGGAGAGCUGCAUACAUUAAAGAGACAGUUGCAAGAGAGCACUGAAGAAAUGCAGUCCCUAAUGAGGCAACUGGAAGAGAGUGCAGCAGAGAUACAGACUGUAAAGAGGCAGUUUCAAGAAAGUGCAGAGAAAAUACAGUUGCAGAAAAGACAAUUGGAGGAUAGUGUGGGUGAGAGCCUGUCCCUUAAGAGACAAUUGGAAGAAAGAGUAGGAAGGGAGCAGUCGCUGAAGAGACAGCUGGAUGAAUGCACUGCCAAAGUGCAACUACUCAAAACUCAGCUACAAGAACAUGUUGAAGAAAAAACUCUAUGGAAGAAUCAGUUGGAAGAGAAAGAAAAAAAGAUGAUAUAUCUAAAGCGGCAGCUGGAUGAGAGAACAAAAGAUUCACAUGAAAGAGAGUCAUGCAAGAGUGCGGAGAUCCAGUUAUUAAAGAAAGAAUUGGAAGAAAGCAAAGAGACAUUAAAAGCACAGUCUUUUAAAGGAGAACUUCAAGAAAGCAAUAAUAAAAUAGAAACUUUACAGAGACAGUUACAAGAAAGAGAAGAUGAAAUUGAAACACUGGAAAGAAAGCUCCAAGAGAGUGCAGAUGAGGUAGAACUACAGAAGAAGCAACUAGCUGAAAGUUUGUUGAAGGAACAGGCACUGACAAGACACCUGAAGGACAAAGAAGGCUAUGAGCUUAUACUUAAGAGACAGGUAGAAGGGGCUACUCAGUGGGCAGAAGACCUGCAGACACAACUGAAUCAUAAUAGCACUGCAAAAGUCUCCUCUCGCAAGAGACAGCUGCCAGAGAGCACUGGAGAAGGAGCUUCACACAAGAAACAGAUGGAAGGAGCCAAAGCAGAGUGUCUGUCCCCACUAACUCCACAGAGUGAAGGAGAAACACCAUUACCAACUGAGAAGCUACAAAUUAAGGUUCAAGAAAUAACUUCCCAAACAAAAAAGCCAGAUGGACAUGAGCAUGAGCAAUCAUUUCAGGGGCAAAUAGAAAACAAAACAACUCCAAUAAUUCCCUCUAAUUCAACCCCCAUUACCAAUGACUGUACUGAAUCACAAAACAACUCACCAAUGCUUUCUAUAGCCAAAGCGGAUGCCAUUUCUUUAUCUACAUCUGUUCAUACCUGUCCCAUUUCCCAGUCUAGUUUGCUUUCCCUCCCUUCCGGUACUCCAACAUCUACACCAGCUUCAUCCCCACUUCGUGUUUUAACCCCAAACUCAUUGCCCUUCCCUUUAGCUAAGCCCUUGCCAUUACAUGUCUCUCUCUCUACCUCUGUCCCUGAAUCUUGCCCACCCCCCUUGAGCUCUCAACCUGCCCCACUGGCAGUCACAGCAGCUCACUCUGAACCUGCCACUGUAUCUUCAAUACCACCCACGCUUUCAUCCCAAGCUGUACCACAUCCCACACCUUCUUUUCCCUCUAUAUCAUCGCUCCUUCCCAGUCCUGAAACCACACUGUCCUUGCUGGUACUGGAGCUGCAGGGUGUACGAAGAGAACGGGCAGAAAUACAGGGACGGUAUGAUUCCUUACUUAAGGACCUGCAGAGACAAGAGGGAGAUUUAGAGAGAGCCCAGAGAGAACUAAGGCGUAACAGGAGUGCACUGAGAAUCCUUAGACAGGAACAUCAAGAGCUUCAGGAGAGGUUUUCUCAGUUGUCUGUGCAGGGAGAGCAAACGCAACAAGAACUUAAAAGAAAAGUGCAGGAGCAAGAGGGGACAAUACAUGAAUCGCAAUUAGAAAACCAAAAUCUGCAGGAAGAACAGCAUAGACUGAAAGAAGAGCUGUCUCACCUGGACAAGACCUUAGAGGAGAGAUCUUUAGAUCUCCGGGAGAUGAAGAAGCAGCUAGGAACAGAGCAUAGAGAGAAAGAUCAGCUGGAGCGAGAGCGUGGCGAGUUGCGAGAGCAAGUACAGCGCUUGGAGAUCAGCAACACGGCACUCACAGAACAAUGUCAGGUUUUAUCCCAGGUAAAGCUUACCAUUCAGGACCAAAACAAUCUCCUGCUGUCACAGAUACACAGUCUCAGCCGUGAUAACAGAGAGCUGUUAGAGCGCAGCUUGCAGAGUGGGGAGCUGAGACAGGAGGAGGAGAGACGCUACAGGGAGAAACUGACAGAACUGAAACAUGAAAAACAGAAACUACUAGAUAAAAUCAUGGAUCAGUACAGAGUUUUGGAACCAGCACCAGUUCCACACAGCCGGAAAAGCAAUUGGAUAACAGAUAAGAUGAAGCGACUACUUAGAGCAAAAGACAGAGCCCCAAGAGGACCAGGGGAUUCCCGCAUCCUCACCCCCUCUGCUGAACCACCAUUGGACCCAGAGAAAACCACUAAAAGUACAGUUACGCUUCGUCGUAGCAGAAGCUCGGUCACACCUUCCAGUCCUAUUCCCCUAGGCUCUCCUAUUCGGGCACGUCAUGCAAAAUUGAGCUCGACUAUUCGUAGCAGCGAAUCAUUUAACAGUCAUGAUACCACCCCCAGGGAGAAAUUCCGAUUGAGGCGCAGGGGGCAGGUCCAUGAAAGUGAUGGGGAGGAGCCUGUAGGUGGAGAGAUAGAAUGAACCAACUACAACACUUGAAGGGCGCUGGCCGCUGUAGAGAUUACCCACUGUUUAAUAGCUAUAUAUAUUCUGCUAACUUUGUUUACUGUAAAUUAAAUAAAAAAAUAAACAAUCA